Molecule: messenger RNA, 2346 nt
Organism: Auanema sp. JU1783
Lineage: Eukaryota; Metazoa; Nematoda; Chromadorea; Rhabditida; Rhabditidae
Source: the annotation of a GenBank genome assembly
AUGCGCUUAUGGCUGUUGGUGUUUGUGUUUGCUUCCAUCGAGGCCCAGAAUUCAUUUAAUAUUUCGAAUGAAGACAAUACGAACCAGCAAUCAGUUUAUGAUGUUAUAAUAGUCGGCGGUGGUUUAACUGGAUUAACGGCAGCAAAACAAAUCUUACGACGUCAACCGUCAGCUUCUGUUGUUAUUUUAGAAGCGAGAGGACAGGUUGGGGGACGUAUUCGAGCCCGAACUGUUACCACAGCCGCUGGUGAUGAAUGGUUGGACUUAGGAUCUCAGUUCAUAUCUCCUAAGCACAAUGAACUUAUCAACUUGAUAAGAGCCGAGAACAUCCAGCUAUCGCAACAAGCUAUGUGUGGUCACAAUACGGUUUUGAUUGAGGGAGUUCGGAGACGUAAACGCCAGAUCUGGACAUCUUCUAUACCCGCUAGAUCAACUAUUGAGGAAGUUUUGGCUUCACCAGACAUGACACGUUUGGGAAAUAUGACUGUUGGCGAUUUUACUCUGAGCAGUGGUAUGUCUGACCAAGAAGCGGCAGCUAUGAAUCGCCUUCUCCAGACCCUGUACGAUGCCCCGGAGAAUAAAAUAUCUCCGCUCACUUUAUCUCUCACUGCUGGAAGUGACAAAGCUUCGAUCCCUGAUCUUUUGAUGGACUUUGGCCAUGGAAGCUCGUUCUUAGCUGUAGGUAGCAUGUACAAUGUUGUGAGAUCAAUGGCUGACGGAAUCCACGUAGAGUAUAACCAAGAUGUUACAUCUAUCCAGCAUUCUGCCCGCGCUGUUGUGACAACCACAAAAGGUGUAUUCCAAGCUCGCCAAGUUCUUGUUACUGCGCCACCUAAAGUAGCGGCCAGAAUAAACUUCUCACCAUCCAUCUCUUCCCAGUUCUCCACAUUCUUAGAUUCGUAUAGCCCUAAGGGUGAUGCUUUCUACUUCACGAUGACAUUCCCUACAGCUUUCUGGAGAGCUCAAAACCGAAAUGGACAAAUAAUAUACACUUCUUCCACUGGCCGAGUAGCUUGGUUAACCACAUUCGAUGUCACUACAACAGCUCAAUGCGAAUCUCGAAUUGGAACAACUGGAGUCCUCUGGGGAAUCGCUCAUGUAAUUGAAAAGAUUGAAGAUGAUCGUCAGAGACAUCAACUUUACAUUGAUGUCAUUGCCAAAACACUAGGAUCAAAUGUAUCACCUAUAGACGUCAAGGAUGUGCAGUUUUCCAAUGACUCGAAAGCUCUCGGGUCCAUAGGAGGAUUUGGUCCAAUGACUGAUUUCUCAUUUUUGCAAUUUUUGAAGGGAGUUCAUUCGGAGAAUGACGUUCUACAUUUUGCUUCCGCGGAAUAUUCAAAUAAGUCAAUGGGCUUAAUGAACGGAGCUGUGAACUCGGGAAAUUUGGCGGCUGAGACCAUUAUCGAACGAAUAAGAGACACUCAACCUGCGACCUCAUUCCAAUAUGAUCAACCUUUAUUGCAACAAGGAACAACUUCUUAUGUUUACACAACAUCCACCCACUAUCCUCCCACAACACGCCCUCUGGCUAUUAAUAUCAUAUUGGCUUCUGCAUCAUCCGCUAAUAAUAAUAGUAUUGGUUUUUCAUACAGCACCUCCACUCAUUAUCCAACGACCAGACCUGAGCCAGUAUCUGAGCGACAGACAGUUGAAACUCUACAAAGAGAUCAAUCCGGCUUCAGAUAUGAAACAUCCACUCAUUAUCCUUCAACAUCAGCUUUUGAUACAACUACUAUGACGCAUUUCAGCAUGGGAAAUCAACCUCAACAAGCAUUUGCUACUAACAAUGAGACACAAAAGAGUUUUGACUAUGUAACAACAACGCAUUACCCUCCCUUCACCCAAACCGUUGACACUGGAAUAUUUGAACAUUUUAGUUUAGGAAACGAAAAAAAUGAAACAAGCUCACAAAUCACAAAUCUCAUCUUGGGACCUGCCCAAUUUGUGAACCCAUCUACCACUGUUUCGCCGCCUACAAGUUCCCCUCAAACUCGUGCAGGUCCUCCUGCUGGAAUUCAAGCAGGAAGCACUACCCCAUUUGUAUACAGUACAAGUACACCAGCAACCAAUAUGCUGAUCGUGACCGAUUCAAAUUUUCAACAUUUUAGUCUUGGAAAUCUUGGCUCUGAGAACUCUGUGCAAACAGAUCUGCUCGUAGCAAAAGAUCAAGUGACUGCUCUUUCUGCGCAACCGUCUUUCAGCAGUGGUCCAGUUCCUACAAACAUUCUCACGGAGCUGAAAUCCACCGUGGAUGAGGCGUCCAACAGUAAUCAACUGUCAUUGGCCACGAAACUUUCAUCGAUAGUUCAAAACCUUUUGCAAUCAAUCAUGAAUAUGAAUAAUUAA